Molecule: messenger RNA, 2084 nt
Organism: Dromiciops gliroides (monito del monte)
Lineage: Eukaryota; Metazoa; Chordata; Mammalia; Microbiotheria; Microbiotheriidae
Gene: NCBP2
Product: nuclear cap binding protein subunit 2
Exons: 4
Coding region: 81-554 (157 amino acids)
Biological process (GO): mRNA cis splicing, via spliceosome
Cellular component (GO): nuclear cap binding complex
Molecular function (GO): RNA cap binding
Source: RefSeq, a predicted model, not a curated record
GGAAGCCCGGCCGUCCGGCCGCCCCCAGCCGCCGGCCUCUCCUCCCGAGCUCGCAGCCACCUCGGGUCGGUGCCCCCGCCAUGUCGGGCGGGCUCCUGAGUGCGCUGGACAGCGACUCCUACGUGCAGCUGGGCCAGUACCGCGACCAGCACUUCCGGGGUGACAAGAAGGACCAAGAGAAGUUAUUGAAGAAAAGCUGCACCCUGUAUGUUGGGAACCUGUCCUUUUACACCACCGAGGAGCAGAUCUACGAGCUCUUUGGCAAAAGCGGUGACAUCAAGAAAAUCAUCAUGGGCCUUGAUAAAGUGAAGAAAACCGCAUGUGGGUUCUGCUUUGUGGAAUACUACUCCAGAGCAGACGCCGAAAAUGCCAUGCGCUACAUUAAUGGGACCCGCCUGGAUGAUCGCAUUAUCCGCACAGACUGGGAUGCAGGCUUCAAAGAGGGCCGACAGUACGGACGAGGACGAUCUGGGGGCCAGGUACGAGAUGAGUAUCGAAAAGACUAUGAUGCUGGCAGAGGGGGCUAUGGGAAAAUGUGUAAAAUCAACGAGUGAUGAAGCCCCCGUGCACAAACAGAUGACGUCGGCUGGUUGACAGAUCCCUCAAAGAGCAAUACUGAAGUCCUGACAACAGCUGACGUAGAACAGGCUGGCUUUGGUUUCUCUGACUCCACACAGGAACUGAGCCCCCAGACUCGACUUGGCUUUUCCACUCGGAGAAUCAUUAAAUGUCCCAAACUAAGCAAGUGACUAGGCCUAGUGUUGGAGCCUUGACGUCUGGCCAGCUUGUCCUAAGGAACAGUGGGUAACCAAACAGCUCUGUUCUUAGAUAGUAGCCCAUUGUCUGCCUGUGUUACUUACUGUUCACGACUUGGAGUGGCCAUUUAGGGAGGAGACCAUCAUGAAAUCUGUAUGAAAUGAGUUCAUGAUCUGUGCUCUAAGGGCAAUAGCAGCCCAUAAGGGAGUUUUAUUUCCAGGUUUUUUUCCCAAGGUGACUCUUCUAGCUCAUAUAGACACCCAUGUUACUGGGGAAUUCUUCAAACAGCUCUGCCUCGGCAUGAAUGAUCCCACAGUCCCAGGGAGAGGGCUCUGCUCUAUGCUCUGAAUGGAUGAUCUAGAAAGAAUGUGUAUUUCCAAUGUUAAGCACAUCCUUGCGCUUUCAUUGGGAAGCUGACCCAGAGGACGCCAUCCUCGGAGCAGAAGGAAACGGGAUCUCCUAUGUGAGAGACUGUGGGGAGGAAGUAGCAGAUGAAUUCUGCAGGGGUUCAUUUUAACUUUGAAAUUGGGACAAGUCAGGCUAGACCCGUUGUCUUUAUUGUUUUAUUUUUAUCAGAGUGGGAAGGGUCAAGAGGAGAAUCAAGGGAACCAAAUCUUUCCAGUAGGAGAGAUCAGAUAAGCCUCACUUAGAACAGAAGCCACAGCCAAAUGAGACUGAAGGGCUAUCAGCAUUGGCCUUGCUGGCAAAAGAAUUGAGUUCUUGUUGAAUGUGUACCUGAGGUGGGACAGAGCAGGAAGGUAUUUAUUCCAACCACGAGGACAGAUUGGAGCUGACAGCAGAAACCCAUCAUAACUCAUUUAAAGAAUUGUCAUCAAAGGGGAAAAAUCAAGAAGGGCUCCAGUGGCCCAGUAACUUGUCAUCUUGUCAGUGGUCUAGGAUCAUUGGGAGAAAAGCCCUUACAGGUGAACUUGCAUGUCAAACUACAACCAAGUGAGUAGUUGUAGAGUUCACAUGAGUUGUCUUGUUUCAAGUGGCCCUAACUUGUACAUUGUGACUUGGGUCCAACCGUAUCCGUGUCUUAACUAGGGACAGGGCUUUGGGUUUGCAGAUGCCAUGACAGCCUAGCAAGGAACAAUCAGUGUGCAGGCUAGACACGAGAGUGCUCUUCUCACACCUAGGAAGAGCUUGGUCUUUUUUCUUCUGGUUUUCUUUACAGGAUAGUUUUAGUUGUAUAUUUUAUUUCAUUCUGUGAUAAGUAGAAAGGUUGAAUUUCAUUUACUCCUUAGGAAGAAUUUUAGAAGGGACCGUGCUUUCUCACACGUUACCUGGCCAGAUCCCCUUCCAAUAAAGUUGUAACCAUCCCUCCA